ACACCAAUCUUGCGCACUGUCUGGCGGUCCCGAUCAUCUCUAUAAAAUCCAGAUUUUCAGGACUCUUAGCUCAGAAACUAAAACAAAUUAACCCACAAAUACGGCUGGCUAGUUGAGCUUCUUAAUCAAGUUAAGCAUGCCUACCAUUGGCGGUUCCAAAGCGGUCUGGCGACGAUGCCUGGCCUCAGCAUUCCGAACCGCCAUAGCCUGCACCAUCGUCGGUUGCAUCACCCUCUUCGGUCCUUCCUCAAUCCAACGGACAAUCGCCUUCCCUGCAUUCUCCUACGUCACUGUUAUUCUCAUCGUCAACGACGCCACUUUGGGUGACACCUUACGUGGCUGCUGGCUCGCGCUCUACGCCACCAUCCAGAGUAUAGGGCCUGCUAUAUUGAGCUUGUGGCUCAUAGGGCCGAACCGGUUGACGACGGGCACCACCUCCUUGGCGGUGGCCCUGGCCGCAUUUGUGGUCGUGGCUUUGCCGGCUGACUGGACUCAUUUGAUCGCUACGCGCAUAGCACUGGGUGAGAUAGUGAUUGUGUACGUCAUGGCUUAUGUUCAUGGCGCCCACACCGAUCCUGUCAUGCACCCUCUCCGACUUGCAGCUAGUUCCGCCAUUGGAGUCUUGGCCUGUGUUGUCGCAUUGCUCAUACCCUUCCCACGUCUUGCAUGUCGUGAGGUGAAACAGAACCACAAGCUGCUGGCUCAGAAUACCUUGGAGAGGCUGAAACUUCUUGUGAAGGCAGCAUGUGAAGGGGACAAGACUACAGCUGUCGUGUCAAUCUCUCGUGCCAAGUGUUUAGCAACAAACCGAACAGAGCUCCUUCAGAAUAUCACGCGUUACCAUGAGAGCAUGGAGUGGGAGAGGCCUCCAUUUUUGAGACCCCGUGACUUGAGCCAGAGAGAGAGGUUUGAAGAGAUAGAUACGACUUUGAGAGGGAUGGAAAUGGCGAUGAGAAACAUCAAUUCAUUUCCCGUUACAGUUCUUGAUAAGGAUCUUCAACAAGGCCUUAAUAGACUCGAGGAUCAUGUUAACUUAACCUUGAAAAAUGCUAAACACAACAUAAAUGGUUGUUCACUGACCGUUCCUGAACCCAACACAAAAGGUGCAACACACUUUAUCCAAUCCCUUCAAACCAUUCCAGCAGCCCACCGAGACUUGCCCAUCUUUUUCUUCUUAUUUUGCGCCAAACUUCUGCACAAAGAAUCAAUGGCCAAAUUUCCAACUUUGAGUGAAGAACAGAAAAAGGAAAAUCCCUCCGUGUCUAAAAAACAGUGGGCUAAUUGGGCCAUAACUGUAACAUUCCCAAAGCUGAUUCCAGCGUUUAAAUGUUCUCUCUCUCUGGGCCUCGCAGUGUUGUUGGGCUUAAUAUAUAGCAAAGAGAAUGGGAUCUGGUCUGGACUCCCUGUAGCCAUAAGCUUCGUAUCAACCAGGGAACCAACACUAGCAGUAGCAAAUGUUAAAGCCCAGGGAACUGUGAUAGGAACCGUGUAUGGAGUACUGGGUUGCUUCGUGUUCGAGAGAUUCUUGCCAAUAAGAUUCCUCUCUCUUCUUCCUUGGUUCAUUUUCACAAGUUUUCUUCAAGAAAGCCGAAUGUAUGGAAAAGGUGGUGGGAUUUCCGCAGUCAUUGGGGCCGUACUAGUAUUGGGGAGGAAAGAUUUUGGGCCGCCGAGUGAAUUUGCUUCGGCUAGAAUUAUGGAAACCUUCAUUGGGCUAUCUUGUGCUAUUCUGGUGGACCUUAUCUUCGUCCCCAAACGAGCUUCUUCGUGCGCGAAAAUUGAACUCGCUCGAAGUCUGGCCUCGCUUCAUGAUUCAUUUGGAUCGCAGAGUCUUAUGGGGAAAACCAGCUUGGAAGAUAACGUAAAGAAAUUGAGAGGGCAAGUUAACGAAUUGAAGAAGUUCGUUGCAGAAGCUGACCAGGAGCCUAACUUAUGGUUUACGCCUUUUAACAGUGCUUGUUACAAAAAGCUUUUGAAGUCGCUGUCAGAAUUGACGGAUCUCUUGCAUUUCGAAGCUCACGCAUUGAAGAUCCUCCAGCAUGAAUUCCAGAGAAAUGAAGCUUGCUGGAAAGAGACUGUAGAGGCUACGCUAGAACGCGACAUUGGAAACAUAAGGGAAGUAAUUUGUUCCUUGGUUAAAAGUUUUGAGGAAAUCUGUAAGAUCAAAUCGCUCAGAUUUCUUGAGAAAGAGCUUGAGAAGAAUAGCAUAAACUGUGAUCUCGAGUUGGGAAAGUCACCAAAAUCUAAAGUCCGAUUGGUCUCUGGUUUGGGCGAAGAUGACAUGGAAAAAGCCAUGGGGUCAUAUCUUCAACACUCGAGGAAUGCUGUUGAUACCAUAUAUGGGGGUGAAGAAGGUGAGGAGGAGCUGAAGAGUGAAGUUGUGCUGGGUUUGAGUGCUUUGGGGUUCUGUUUAAGUGCGUAUAUGCGGAAGACAAUGGAGAUUGAAGAUGCAGUUAAAGAGUUGGUCCAGUGGGAGAAUCCUUCAAGGGAGAUUAAUUUGCAUCACAUCUCUUAUAAAAUUCAUUCUGUACCCAAAUGACAAGUUCAGGUACAUAAUUGCAAUGCCA
Molecule: messenger RNA, 2564 nt
Organism: Prosopis cineraria
Lineage: Eukaryota; Viridiplantae; Streptophyta; Magnoliopsida; Fabales; Fabaceae
Exons: 3
Coding region: 137-2536 (799 amino acids)
Biological process (GO): transmembrane transport
Cellular component (GO): plasma membrane
Molecular function (GO): transmembrane transporter activity
Source: RefSeq, a predicted model, not a curated record